AGCCACGGCUCUGCCUAGAUAAAAGCUGGGUCUGCGCAGAGCUCUCCCAAGCACUGCUCUGGCCUCCUCCUCCUUCAGGAACAGGAGCACCGUCCCAUCACACCAAGAUGUCUUGCUACGACCUGUGCCCACCAAAAACCAGCGUCGCCGUGCCCCAGCCCAUCGCUGAGAGCUGCAACGAGCUGUGUGCGCGCCAGUGCCCCGACUCCACUGCCUUCAUCCAGCCGCCACCCGUCGUCGUCACCUUCCCUGGCCCCAUCCUCAGCUCCUUCCCCCAGCAAGCCGUGGUGGGCUCUUCCGGAGCACCCGCCUUUGGGGGCUCCCUGGGCCUGGGGGGCCUCUAUGGUGCCGGGGCCACGCAGGGCUCGGGGGGCCUCUGCACCUUUGGCAGGCCCUACGUUUCUCCUGCCUGCGGUCCCUGCCCCUUGCCCCGCUACAGCAGGAAGCUGUGGAACACCUGCGGGCCCUGCUAA
Molecule: messenger RNA, 473 nt
Organism: Numida meleagris (helmeted guineafowl)
Lineage: Eukaryota; Metazoa; Chordata; Aves; Galliformes; Numididae
Product: scale keratin-like
Exons: 3
Coding region: 108-473 (121 amino acids)
Cellular component (GO): intermediate filament
Molecular function (GO): structural constituent of cytoskeleton
Source: RefSeq, a predicted model, not a curated record